AUGCCUGUUGAAACACGCUCAAUCCGAGACAGUGGUGUGGUGGGUCGCUUUCCAUCUGUCACCCUCGGCUUAGAUGACGAUAAAGAGGAAGAACAACCCGAGGAAAACAACGUCCAGACAGAGAACGCAUGUCGGCAGUGGCUGCGGAAGGUCUGUCCAUGCUGCUGUCCAAAACGAAAGGACGAUGACAUCACUGACACUGUGGUCACAGGGAUUGAUGAGCCGGACAAGGAGGACGGGGGGGAUGACGAGAAGCCCGUGACAGGCGACAGUGAGCUUGAUGAACUCCUCCUCGAAGUGCAAGCGAUAGAGCUGAUGAGAAGCAAAUCAGGAGUGAUCCGCACAGAGCAUCACACAAAUCUCUACCAGAGUGAUAACUUUAUUAUCCGCAGAGGGCAGACUUUCCAGAUGUGGAUUACCCUGUCUCGACCGUUUGACUCCAGCACUGACAAACUUCACCUUGAGCUUAAAACAGGGCCACUGCCAACAGUGUCAAAGGGAACCCAUGUCAUCAUCCCUUUGGUGGAAGGGUUAGAGGACGGUCGUUGGGAAGCAGCCAUUGUAGAACAGGAUGACAAGAGGAUAAAACUGUCAGUAAAUUCUCCACCCACAGCGGUCAUUGGCCGGUAUCAACUCACAGUGGAAACAACCAAUUCACAUGGCCAGGCCUUUUCCACACACAACCCUGCUAAUGACAUUUACAUGUUGUUCAACCCCUGGUGUGAAGAUGACCCAGUGUUCAUGGAUUCUGAGAAGGAGAAACAGGAGUAUGUCCUGAACCAAGACGGACAUAUCUACUAUGGCACAGAGAAUCAAAUUGGAAUGAGGACCUGGAACUAUGGGCAGUUUGACGAUGGGAUCCUUGCUGCCUGCCUUUACGUCCUGGAAAAGAGUGGAACGCCUCCAUCUGGCUGGGGAGACCCGGUUAAUGUUGUGCGGAUUAUAUCAGCCAUGAUUAACUCCCUUGAUGACCGUGGUGUCUUGGAGGGAAACUGGUCAGGAGACUAUACAGGUGGGAACAGUCCGACGGUGUGGAGUGGAAGUGUGGAGAUCCUGAAGGAAUACCAGACCAGCAGCGGAACUCCCGUUAAGUUUGGCCAGUGCUGGGUGUUUGCUGGCGUAUUCACUACAGUGUUACGGUGUUUGGGCAUCCCCAGUCGAACUGUGACCAACUACAACUCAGCUCACGACACAGACGUCUCCUUGACGACAGACGUAUACUUGGAUGAGAACCUGGACCCUUUAGCUCACCUGAAUGCCGACUCCAUCUGGAACUUCCAUGUGUGGAACGACUGCUGGAUGGCUCGUCCAGACUUGCCUCUGGGCAACGGAGGCUGGCAAGCUGUCGACUCCACGCCUCAGGAGACCAGCCAAGGCACCUUCCGCUGCGGCCCCGCUUCUCUCACUGCUGUGCGCAAUGGUCAGGUCUACCUCAAACAUGACUGUCCGUUUGUGUUUGCUGAGGUAAACAGUGAUAAGAUCUACUGGCAAAGGAACAUCGAUGGGACCUUCACUCAAAUCUACAGUGAGAAAAAGGCUGUGGGCCACAAGAUCAGCACCAAGGCCGUUGGUUCUGAUGAACGCAGUGACAUCACACACCUUUACAAGCAUCCAGAGGGCACAGAGGCGGAACGCAUUGCUGUGGAAACUGCCAGUCGCUACGGCUCCAAGGCCCUGGCCUACUCCUCUCCCACAGCAGAGGACGUCUCUAUAGAAGUCACCAUGGAUGGUGAAGGCCCUAAAAUGGGGGGAGAUGCAGAGCUUAGCAUCACGUUGCGAAACAAUAGCUCAGAGCAGCGGACGAUCCUCCUGCACGGCCAGGUGGCAGUCAUGUACUACACCGGCGUCCACAAGGCCACGAUCAGGAAGGACGUUACAGAAAUAGAUGUGCUGCCCAAUGAGGUGAAUGUUUUGGAGUGGUCCCUGGAGUACAAAGACUACAAGGACCAGCUGAUAGACCAGGCCGCCCUGAUGCUGACGCUGUCUGGCCGAGUCAAAGAAACACAGCAGGUCCUGGCCACUCAGUUCAGUUUUCGGCUCAGGACUCCAAACCUCAUCAUAAAGCCGGUAGGGAAGGCUGUGGUAGGGGAGAAGAUGGCAGUGACCAUUUCAUUUACAAACCCACUGCCACAGGUGCUGAAAGCAGUGAAAUUCCACCUCGAAGGACAGGGCCUCCUAACUGCUCGGAAGGUUAUUUACGGGGAUAUUGGCAGCCAUGCCUCCGUGUCGCUCACCGAGCACUUCGUCCCCACCCUGCCCGGGCCGAGGAAAUUACUGGCUUCGUUGGACUGCAGGCAGCUCACUCAGGUUCACGGUGUGACAGUUAUCACCGUGGAGUAA
Molecule: messenger RNA, 2340 nt
Organism: Limanda limanda (common dab)
Lineage: Eukaryota; Metazoa; Chordata; Actinopteri; Pleuronectiformes; Pleuronectidae
Product: protein-glutamine gamma-glutamyltransferase K-like
Exons: 13
Coding region: 1-2340 (779 amino acids)
Biological process (GO): peptide cross-linking
Molecular function (GO): protein-glutamine gamma-glutamyltransferase activity
Source: RefSeq, a predicted model, not a curated record